Molecule: messenger RNA, 2778 nt
Organism: Fusarium tjaetaba
Lineage: Eukaryota; Fungi; Ascomycota; Sordariomycetes; Hypocreales; Nectriaceae
Product: ammonia ligase
Exons: 23
Coding region: 1-2778 (925 amino acids)
Biological process (GO): pyrimidine nucleobase biosynthetic process; CTP biosynthetic process
Cellular component (GO): cytoophidium; cytoplasm
Molecular function (GO): CTP synthase activity; identical protein binding
Source: RefSeq, a predicted model, not a curated record
AUGAAGGUUGUUCUUGUGAGCGGCGGAGUUAUCUCUGGUGUCGGCAAAGGCAUUAUCGCCAGUAGCGCUGGUCUUCUUCUCAAGACUCUUGGUCUUCGAGUCACGGCGAUCAAAACCGAUCCUUAUAUCAACACCGACGCUGGUCUUCUCAACCCUCUUGAGCACGGCGAGUGCUUCGUUCUCGACGAUGGCGGCGAGACCGAUCUCGAUCUUGGAAACUACGAGCGAUACCUUGGCAUCCAAUUGAGCCGUGACAGCAACAUCACUACCGGCAAGAUCUACCAGCAGGUCAUUGAGAAGGAGAGACGUGGAGACUACUUGGGAAAGACUGUUCAGGUCGUCCCCCACAUCACAGAUGCCAUUCAGAACUGGAUUGAGCGCGUUGCCAAGAUUCCAGUUGACGCUUCUGGUGAAUCGCCAGAUGUUUGCAUCAUCGAACUUGGCGGAACAAUUGGCGAUCUCGAAUCCGGUCCUUUCGUUGAGGCCCUUUCACAAUUGCGACACAGACUCGGCCGCGACAACUUCCUCAGCAUCAGCGUUUCCUACGUCCCUAUCAUCAAUGGAGAGGAGAAGACAAAGCCCACUCAGCAUGCCAUCCGACAAGUUCGAAGCGCUGGUCUGAUCCCCGAUGUGAUUGCCUGCCGCUGCGAACGAGAACUCGACAUCGCUACCAUCACAAAGAUCGCCCGAAGCUGCCAAGUCGAAGACGAGCAGGUCAUUGGCGUCCGCAACAUGGACACCAUCUACCAGGUCCCUCUCCUCCUCGAGCAGGAGGGUCUUCUUAAGCUUCUUCGCAAGGGUCUCGCCCUCGAGAAGCUUGAGGUUGCUCCUCCCAUGGCUCAAAAGGGCCAAGCUCUUUGGGACCUCUGGAAGAAGACCGUUGUCCCCGAUCGACACCUCGAACCCGUCAACAUUGUCUUGGUUGGCAAGUACGUCAGCCUUGACGACUCGUAUCUCAGUGUUCACAAGGCACUCGAGCACUCUGCUAUGCGAUGCAAGCGCAAGCUGAACCUCAUCUCCGUCGAUUCCGAGCACCUCGAACCCGAUAUGCAGCAGAAAGAUCCUAGAAAGUUCCACGAGGCUUGGGCUCAUGUUGUUCGAGCUCAGGGUAUCAUUGUUCCUGGUGGUUUCGGUACUCGAGGUAUCCGUGGUAUGGUUGACGUCGCCAAGUGGGCUCGUGAGCGAAAGCUCCCCUAUCUCGGUAUCUGCUUGGGUAUGCAGACUGCAGUCAUUGAGUACGCUCGCAACGUGAUGGGACUUAAGGAUGCGACAUCCGAGGAGUUUUCUGCUACCGCUGAGCACAAGGUUGUCAUCUUCAUGCCUGAGGGCUCCAAGGAGAAAAUGGGUGGCACCAUGCGACUUGGUAGCCGAACAUCCCACUUCAAGCCUGGCACCGAAUGGAGCAAGCUCCGAGGUCUGUACGGAGGAGCCGAUGUUGUAGAGGAGCGUCACCGACAUCGCUAUGAGGUGAACCCCGACUACAUUGAGGAUCUCGAGAAGGCUGGUCUUUCCUUGACCUCAAUGGAUGACCUCGGUGUCCGAGUUGAGACCAUUGAGUUGAAGGAUCAUCCCUUCUUUGUUGGUCUCCAGGCUCAUCCUGAGUACAAGUCGAAGACCUUGGCCCCCGCGCCUUCGCUGCUCGGACUUGUCGCCGCCAGCUCUGGAUGCCUCGACGAGAUCAUCGAGGCCGCUCGCGUGAAGAAGGAGGCCACCAACGGAUCACAGAAGCUCAUGGAAAAAGAAGGGAUACCCAUUCCAAUGGGUGAGCUUGUUAAGUCAAAGCGAGCUGGACAGGUGAUGAUGGAUCGUAUAGCAGACGGAGCAAACCACAGGGAUCUGACAAUCCCGGUAUAUAUGGAAAAGGUUGUGGAACCUGAAGAGAAGUGGCGUCUCACCAUGGCUGUUGACCGAGAGAGAUAUCGACCGAUAAUCAAGAUUCGAGAUGCCAAGAGUCACAAGGGCCUUCCCAAUGUUAUAUACGAGUCUGCGUUUCAGGAAGUGUUCGAGUUCAGUCUGAGCACCGGCAUCACUGAGGAGUUACUCACCGACAUAGCGCAGAGCUUCCAUCUGGGCAAGGCCUCAAAGGAAAGCUUGAGAGAAGUCAUCCAACGCCUUUUCAACAUCUUUCGAGACAAGGAAGCGCUCAGUCUGGAAACAGAUCUAUUGUUUCUCAAAGAUGGAACGUUUAUGUGUAACAACUCGGAUUUCUUCUUUGACGACGCUGCGUGGUCGCGACAACAAAAGCUUUUUUCUCUGAGGGAUAAGGGACAGGAGAUCCGGGAAGAAGUGCGAGCUGAAAAGCACGGGCUGGUGUAUGUUCAUAUGAAUGGGAAUAUUGGAAAUGUGGUUAACGGUGCGGGACUUGCGAUGGCGACGAAUGAUGCGAUUAGUCUGUAUGGUGGUUCGAGUGCGAACUUUCUUGAUGCUGGGGGUCAAGCUACCAAGGAGACGAUGCUGCAGGCCUUCAAGAUCAUCAUGUCUGACAAGCGAGUCAAGGCGAUUCUGGUCAACAUUUACGGAGGAAUCACAAGAUGCGACAUGAUUGCAGAGUCCAUCAUCGCAGCAGCAAGCGAGCUGGGUCCUUUGAAAGUUCCUAUGGUAGUCAGGUUACAGGGAACGAACUCGGAGGCUGGACUGCAGCUGCUCAAAGAUGCUACUUUGGAUAUCCACGUUGAGGCAGACUUCGGAAAGGCGGCUCAGGAGGCAGUCAGGUUGGCUGACAUAGGCGAGAAAGCUGAGAAGCUCCGGAUGAAGCGCCAGAGUAUUCCUGAGCUUUAA